Messenger RNA from Acanthaster planci (crown-of-thorns starfish), 1673 nucleotides. It is a transcript of the gene ube2c, whose product is annotated as ubiquitin conjugating enzyme E2 C. Lineage: Eukaryota; Metazoa; Echinodermata; Asteroidea; Valvatida; Acanthasteridae. The record is from RefSeq and is a predicted model, not a curated record.
CAUUUUUAAAUGGUAAAAUAGCCAUUGCACCCCUAGCUAGCUAGCUGACCGCCGGCCGCUGCUUGCACACUCCGUACAUUUCAGAGCGAACAAGCAGACCUACAUCUUUUUUGCAUGUAGCUUUGUAUUUCGUCUGUUUGUUAAGGUUUACAAACAUGGCGCAGAAUGUAGAUCCGAGGACAGUUGCAGCAACCAACAACAGGCGAAAGGAUUCAACCAAAAAAGUGACAGAAAAGCGAGAUAAUCACAACGUAACAAAGAGACUUCAAACAGAGUUAAUGCAGCUUAUGGUGAGUCCGCCCAAAGGUAUAUCUGCUUUCCCCGAUGGCGACAACAUCUUCCUUUGGAAGGCGACAGUGGAAGGAAGUCCUGAUUCUAUGUACGAGGGCCUGCACUACAAACUCUCCAUGGCAUUCCCCAGCGAUUAUUCCGUCUCUGCCCCCAAGGUCAAGUUCCUGACUCCCUGCUUCCACCCCAACGUGGACACGGAGGGCAACAUCUGCCUUGACAUUCUGAAGGAGGAGUGGGUGCCAACCUACACGGUGUCAUCCAUACUGCUCUCCAUACAGGGGCUUUUGGCAGCGCCCAACAUUAAAAGUCCCCUCAACCUCCAGGCAGCCCAGCUCUGGGAGAAUCCAGCCGCCUUCAGGAAAACCCUCCACGAGAAAUACAAGGCUGACAGCAAGAGGAAAGGCCAGGGAAAGUAAGAGCAAAUUGCCAUGAUGAACCUGGGAUCCACAUUGGAGAAAACAGAAAUGCAGACUGGCAGAGAGUGGGAAUCAAUAAGGCAUUUUUAGGGGACAGACGUGUGAGUAGCAAGUUUUUAAAAGCCUGUCACCUUUAAACUUUGUAUGCCACACUGCACCCUUCUGAACGAGAGAAAAAUUAACCGGAAGGCAAGUUUGGUUGGGUUGGAUUUUGCUGAUCUGUGAAGUGUCACAAGUACUGGUACUAACAAUCUACCUCGAACCAGAUCUCAUUUAAAACUAAGGUUUGGGUUGGAUGCUUUUCUCUCUGUUGACCAUAGGAAACCAGACUUGAGUUCGGUCAUCAAAGAUGCGAGUCCAAUUCCAUGAUUGAUGUACCGGUAUAGAGUUGGUUUUUCUUGUACAGAAAUAAUGCAUGUAAAUUUGUAUAGAGAAAUAGACUUUUGCAUUGUAUUUUGAUGAACGGAACUGCAUUUGGGAUGAGGCGGGGUUUAGAAAAAAGGCUUUUGCGUAGUUUACACUUAAAAGAUCUUUCCAGGGGUAUGAAUGAAAACAAAAGCAAAUACUACAGAUUUCAUGUUCAUUGUAUUUGAUUUUAUAUCAAACCUCUCUUUAACAGAAAAUUCUCUGCCACUUUUUAUUUUCCCAGGGGAAAGGAGUGUCUCGAUUGUUGUGUAUUUUUGUCUCAGAAAAAUACAUUUCUUAAUCACCGAUUAGAAUUAAACAGCAAAGUGAGUGAAGUUCUUGACGCAGAAAUGUUGUAGAGAGACGUUGAACAAUUUCUCCUCAGCAAUAAGAUCAACUUUUUCUUCUCUGUAGAUUUCUCUGUAUUUGAAGAUGGCAGAAAAUCUGUAAAAACUAUUUAUACACGAUUUAACUCAGUUACAAAGUACAGUGAAUUUUGUAGAAUCCUAUAUGCCACUAUUUGUUUACUUUUCUUUAAAUAAAUGCACAAUAAAAAAAAAA